GGUUUUCGGAAACAUCAGAGAAGAGAGAAAAAUCAAAAAAUGUGAUUUUACUUUUGAAAGUGAUUUGUUAUUCUAUAAAAUUGGAUGAACCACGGAUCACCAAUGAUGAUUCGCGGAUUAUUGCUGUAAUCCGCUGACGGAUCCGAUUUGAUCUGAUUAGAAUGAAUUUUGCGGAUUUCUGUUAAAUGAUGAGUUGGCGGGUUCUAAUUCUCCUUCUCUACUUUUCACCCUCAUCAGGUGUUCGUCGUCUCGUGGGAGAAUUCGUCCACAAUGCCGGGACGAAUCUUUCCCACCUGGCGGUGGACGAUUUGUCCGAGCAGAUAUAUGUGGCCGGGACGAAUAUUCUUUACCAGCUGGACGAUAGUCUCAGGGUGAGGCAUCGUGUAGAAACAGGUCCAGUGGAAGACUCCCAUUUGUGUGGUAGCACCGGGUGUGGUACAGAUAAAAUAUAUGAUCUCAACCCUAUACCAAACCACAACAAAUUGUUAGUGCUGGACACCCGGCAUGAGUCCCUGCUAGCUUGUGGAUCAGUGAAACAAGGAACUUGUAAUAAAUAUAAAAUGUCAGAUAUAUCAGAUUCAGUAGAAACAUUGAACCAUGCCGUAGCAGCUAAUAAUGCAGAGGCGUCAACUUUUGGAUUUAUAGGGCCGCAACGGUACAACCCCUGGUCGAAUAGUGAUGUACUGUACGUUGGUACAACAUUUACCACACAUGGAGAAUACAGACACGAUGUACCCGCGAUCUCGGCUCGAAAUCUGUACGAUCUCUCGAUCGCCGAAUACACGUUCUCGAAGCAGUCGCUGAUGAGGAUAGAUGUAAAAUAUCGCGAUCAUUUCCUUGUAGAUUACAGAUACGGGUUCAACUCUUCUACACACGUGUACUUUGUCACAGUUCAGAAGAAAUCCUACCUUCCAGGGGAGGCUGAAUCCGGAUACAUCACUAGAAUAUCAAGAAGUUGUAUAACAGACUCCAACUUUGAUACGUACUCUGAGGUGAGCCUAGAGUGCCGGGUUAAGGGUGAAAAUUACAACCUUCUUCAAGCUGCUGUACUUACAACAGAUCCAAAAGGAGAACAGGUUCUGAUGGGCGCGUUUGCCCCGUCUGUUGGCCCGAGCUCAGAACCCCAGCAAAGAACCGGUUUCUGCGCCUACUCCCAGAAAUAUAUAGAUAAACUGUUUGAUCAGAAUAUUCAUAUGUGCUUCAAUGGAAGCAUGCAGUAUCGGAACCUACCCUAUAUAUCAGGUCCUGUGGAUGAAGGAAACUGCCCCAGUGUUGGGAGUUCAGGAAAUAUUCUCGACUUUUGUGAGACUGCUCUCAAGAUCUCAGGACGAACACCGAUCGGCCAGGAGAUCGGGAUCGAACUACCCAACACACUAGUAUUGAGUAUGAGCGGGGUAGUGGUGGGGAACAGCUUGGUGUCAGUUCUUGGAACUAGUUUAGGAGAGAUCAUCAAGGUACUGGUAUCUAAUGGUGAAGCUAGUGUCGUGGACAGAUUUCAAGCCACUGAUCUUGAGCCAAUUAUUCAAAAUGUACUGCACUGGAACAAGGUUGAUCUGUUCGUGCUGACGCCUCGGCGGAUCCGGAGAAUCAAGAUGGCCGACUGUGGGAAAAUGGAGUUUUGCGGAGAAUGUCUUAGUAAACAGGAUCCUUUCUGCGGAUGGUGUAGUUUAGAAAAUGAAUGUUCUGUUGAAUCUGACUGUUCAAUUCGAAACAAAAAUCCAAAAUGGCUUUCAAUAGGAUCUGCUCACCAAUGUAUCCACCUGGAGAAUAUAUCUCCCUCUGCUAUCUCUGUAUCUGAGAUGACGAACAUCUCUCUCCAGAUAUCUGCUCUACCCGACCUCCCAGCCUCCGACCACUACCUCUGCCUCUACAACGGAAAGACCUCCACCCGUGCCCUCAAGGUGCCCGGGGGGUUGAUCUGCCCGGCCCCAUCUCUUGCCGCCCGUCCUCCCAUCCCCCCAGGAUCAGAUCAUGUGACCAUGAACCUAGCGGUCACCCUACGGAGCACAGUAAAGGAGUUCGUCUCCACGCAGAUCAUGAUUUUCAACUGUGACGCUCGGUCAACCUGUCUGGAGUGCGUCUCGUCCCUGUGGCCCUGCGCGUGGUGCGUGUACGGGAAUAAAUGUUCCAAUAUGGCGUCAGGAGUAGAUAAUUGUAAGGAAGCAAUUGUUUCAUCAGACACUUCAGUUUUUCAGCUUCUACAGGAUAAUCCGUCUCAGCUGAUCUCACGAGGUGAAGAGAACUGCCCACGUGUUGAACUUUCAAAUCAGCUGUUUAUUCCUAACAGUGUUCCCCAGGAACUGAGUUUGACAGUGACUAACCUACCUGAUCUAAGCCAGUAUACUGGAGGAACAAGCUUCAUGUGCGAGGUUGAGAUAGAAGGAGCGAAGUUCCGUGUGCCCGCAACUCUGAGUGGUAACCUAGUGACCUGUGACCGGACCAGCUACAAGUAUGAGGCAGCCGAGGGAAUGCUGAACGCGUCCCUAAGCGUGCUCUGGGACGCGAACCAUGUGGUCGACCGGACGAUUAUAACGUUGUACAAAUGUGGGCUGGUCGGCAGCUAUAAGGGACAUGCGGACUGUUCACUUUGUAUGACGCGUACAGUGGAUUUAGGUUGUGUCUGGUGCGGAUCUGGUUGUGAGUUCACCAGACAGUGUCCUGUAGGACAAUCUGAUGUUUGUCCUCAACCUCGUAUAGAUGUGAUCCGUCCUCUCAGCGGUCCAGUGGACGGUGGGACGGAUAUUGUUAUUGAAGGAAGUAACCUUGCGAUGGGAUUGAACCAGCUCAAGGGUCGAGUUAUGGUCGGGAAUAUACCUUGUGAGGUCACAGAUUACCAGGUAUCUGUCCGUAUCCUGUGUAAGACAGGCCGGGUGGGUCGGGAAGGGGACCUACCAGUUCGGUUACGUGGAGAGAACGGUAUUAUUGAGUCAACUGUCAGAUUCAGAUAUAGAGAUAUCACUCUCAAUAAUAUCACUCCACGCUUCGGACCCAGGUCUGGAGGAACUAUGAUAUCUAUUGAGGGAUUAAACCUGAAUAUUGGGAGCAGUAUUUCUAUAUACCUGGAUAACAUACCGUGUGAAGUCAACCAAAGCCAGGACUGUCGAGGAGUAGGAGUAGGAAGAUCCCCCUGUACAGUUCUAAGCAGUACACAGAUGGAUUGUCCCUCUCCUGCUAUUAUAUCAGCAGGAGAUGCUUUGGUUAUUGGAGGAUUUAACUUAAACCUUGCUGCUGAUGAAUCUGACCUCGAGGUUAGAAUCGGAACUGGACGCUGUAAUGUGACCUCGCUGACCUCAACGCAGAUGUUAUGCAUCCCUCCUCAAGUAGCGCCCUCCCCCCUACACGCCUCCCAUCCGGAGGUUGUUGUUUACGUCGGUAAAAACCUCAAGUUUGAAAUCGGACUUUUGCGGUAUGAAGUUGACUCCGCGUACGGAAUUCCGCCGGAGGUUAUUGGCGGAAUUGGAGCAGCGGCCUGUCUCACGCUCUUUAUUGCGAUCUCCUUCAUGAUUAUCUACAAGCACAAGUCCAGCCAGGCAGAGAGGGAGUACAAGAGGAUCCAGAUCCAGAUGGACACCUUGGAGAACAACGUGAGGAGUGAGUGUAAACAGGCUUUUGCUGAGCUACAAACAGAUAUGACAGAUCUUACAAUGGACUUGGAGGUGCAUAAGGUGCAUAUGAGAAGUAAGUCUGAGCUAGACUCUGCAAUGCUACAGUUUGAAGGGCUGAUAAAUAAUAAAUGGUUCCUUCUCACAUUCAUCGACACACUGGAGAACCAAAAAUCUUUCAGUGUGCGGGAUAAAGUCAGUGUUGCCUCACUUCUCAUGAUCACACUGAUGACCAAGAUGGAAUACUGUACUGAUAUUCUCAGAUGCUUGCUGUUAAAACUGAUAGAGAAAUGGUUAGGAAAUAAACAUCCACAGCUUAUGCUUAGAAGAACAGAGUCUAUUGUUGAGAAGAUGUUAACGAACUGGUUGGCUCUCUGCCUCUACGAUUAUAUGAAGGAUUAUGCUGGAUCUUCACUCUUUGUUCUUUUCAAAGCAAUUAAAUUCCAGAUUGAGAAGGGUCCAGUGGAUGGUAUAACACAUGAUGCUCGCUACUCCCUAUCUGAAGAACGUCUGCUUCGAGAGCAAGUUGUCGCAAAUACGGCACAAUUUAAUCUUGGGAAGNCCGGGGUCGACGAGGUUGACCUAGAGUGGAGAUGUGGUCAGUAUACUCAGCUGGGAACAGCGGGGGGUCAACUUGUCCUACAGGACGUUGAUAUCACCAGUAAAACGGAAACUAAUAAUCUUAGAAGGUUGAACACAUUGGCUCACUACGGUCUGAAAGAGAAAGCUAUAGUUUCCCUUGUUCCUAAACAGAUAGAUUCUCCCAGUCAUCAUAUUUACCAGGCUGUAAGUGUGGUGGGUAGAGAGGGUGUGUACGGUACCGCCUCUCCUGUACAGGGUGGAAGUGUGUACAACUACCCUACACAUUACUCUGCCAGUAACCAGGGUGUAUACAGUCAACAUGGCGGAGCUUAUGGUCAGACCGGCGGAUAUAAUCAGCUAGGCGGCGGAUAUAGCCAACAAGGAGGCGGAUACAACCAACAAGGCGGAAUUUACGGAUAUCCACAGCUGACGCAAGAAAAUUUCUAUCAUUUUGUUAAACCCGAUACACCUCAUCAUAUUCCUUCAGUUGUUCGAUCCCAUAAAUCUAUCCCUGAGAUAUUCCUGACGAGACUGCUAUCAACUAAGGGUACCGUCCAAAAAUUUGUGGAUGAUUUUUUCGGAACCAUCCUAAAAGUGCCUCCCAGCUUCCCGGCGCCGGUCAAAUGGUUGUUUGACCUGCUGGACGAUGCCGCGCUACAGAAUAAUAUUACAAACCCAGAGGUUAGUAUUGGAUUUUGAUAACUUUAAACAAAU
Molecule: messenger RNA, 4898 nt
Organism: Eurytemora carolleeae
Lineage: Eukaryota; Metazoa; Arthropoda; Copepoda; Calanoida; Temoridae
Gene: PlexB
Product: plexin-B
Exons: 34
Coding region: 186-4883 (1565 amino acids)
Biological process (GO): motor neuron axon guidance; semaphorin-plexin signaling pathway involved in axon guidance; sensory neuron axon guidance
Cellular component (GO): semaphorin receptor complex
Molecular function (GO): semaphorin receptor activity; protein binding
Source: RefSeq, a predicted model, not a curated record